UCCGGGACCGCCGACUCUCCGCCUACGGAAGCUGGGGCACCGGUCGGCGGUCUCCCAGCGGGGGCCAGGGCCUCGAGUGUGGUCGCCUUCCGGGAGCGGACGCCCGAAGAGCAGCCCUCGGACCAGCUUUACUGGCGAAGCGGCAACAAGGAGACCCGACUGGUGAAAAGAAUGGAUUUUACAGAGGCUUACUCUCACACGUGCUCCACAGUUGGACUUGCUGCCAGGGAAGGAAACAUUAAAGUCUUAAGAAAACUGCUCAAAAAGGGACGUAGCAUUAAUGUAGCUGAUAACAGGGGAUGGAUGCCAAUUCAUGAAGCAGCUUAUCACAACUCUGUAGAAUGUUUGCAGAUGUUAAUUCAUGCAGAUUCAUCUGAAAACUACAUUAAGAUAAAGACGUUUGAAGGCUUCUCUGCGUUACAUCUUGCUGCAAGUCAAGGACAUUGGAAAAUCAUACAAAUUCUUUUAGAAGCUGGGGCAGAUCCUAACGCAACUACUUUAGAAGAAACCACACCACUGUUUUUAGCUGUUGAAAGUGGACAUAUAGAUGUGUUAAGGCUGUUGCUUCGACAUGGAGCAAAUGUUAAUGGGUCCCAUUCUAUGUGUGGAUGGAAUGCCUUGCACCAGGGUACUUUUCAGGAAAAUGCUGAGGUCAUAAAAUUGCUUCUUAAGAAAGGAGCAAACAAGGAAUGCCAGGAUGACUUUGGAAUCACACCUUUAUUUGUGGCUGCUCAGUAUGGCAAGCUAGAAAGCUUGAACAUACUUAUUUCAUCAGGUGCAAAUGUCAAUUGUCAAGCCUUGGACAAAGCUACUCCCCUGUUCAUUGCUGCUCAAGAGGGCCACACAGCAUGUGUGGAGCUUUUGCUGUCCAAUGGGGCAGAUCCUGAUCUUUACUGUAAUGAGGACAAUUGGCAGUUACCUAUUCAUGCAGCUGCACAAAUGGGCCAUUCAAAAAUCUUGGACUUGUUAAUACCACUUACGAGCCGGGUUUGUGACACUGAGCCAGAUAAAGUGAGCCCUGUAUACUCAGCAGUGUUUGGAGGGCAUCAAGAGUGCUUAGAACUGUUACUUCACCAUGGUUACAGCCCAGAUGCCCAGAUGUGCCUUGUCUUUGGAUUCAGUUCUCCCAUGUGUAUGGCUUUCCAAAAGGACUGCAAAUUCUUUGGAAUUGUGAAUAUUCUUUUGAAAUAUGGAGCCCAGCUAAAUGAACUUCAUUUGUCAUACUGCCUGAAGUAUGAGAAGUUUUCAUUAUUUCGUUACUUUUUGAAGAAACGUUGCCCAUUGGCACCGUGGAGCCAUAUACCUGAAUUUAUAAAUCAUGCAAUUAAAGCACAGACAAAAUACAAGGAAUGGUUGCCAUCUCUCUUACUUGCUGGAUUUGACCCACUGAAUCUACUAUGCAGUUCUUGGAUUGACUCAGUCAGCGAUGACAUGCUUAUCUUCACUUUGGAGUUCACUAAUUGGCGGAGACUUCCUUUGACCGUUGAAAAGUUGCUCUCUGCUCGUGCCUCAAACUCUUCUUGGGCUCUACAGCAACAUAUUGCCUCUGUUCCAUCCCUGACCCAUCUUUGUCGUUUGGUAAUUCGGUCCAGUUUAAAACCAGAACAUUUACAAUAUGACAGUUUUAUCUGUCAGUUACCACUUCCCAGAAGUCUACAUAAUUAUUUGCUCUACGCUGAGGUUCUGAGGAUGAAUGAAGUUCCAGAACUGGCAGUUAUCCAAGAUGGAGAACUCAGUGAAGCUACUUAACACAGCUCAUGUAUUACUCUGAAAAUCACCAAGACAAAGAGCCAUGGAGUACAAAUUCUUCUUGAUUUUAUAGUCGCAAAAGAUGAUUUUUGUUUGUGUGGGUGGUUAGGGUUUUGGGGUGAACGUUCACAACUUGUCUUCCUGGUAAAAAAAAUGUAACUUCAUUUAUGUUACUUUAUUGCAGUUUUAUCACUGGUACAUUUCAUGUUGUAAUAUUCAUUUCCUAACCUUUUUUCUGCUUUAUUCUGUUAAUGAACUGUGAUGCUACUUCUAGUGAUAGACAUGGCAUGUUCCAUGACUUUGUGCUUACCUAGGGCUAGGAGCUUAUAAUGGAAUGCAUAAAACUUCACUGAAAGUGCACACAUA
Manis javanica (Malayan pangolin) is the source of this 2115-nucleotide messenger RNA. It is a transcript of the gene ASB3, whose product is annotated as ankyrin repeat and SOCS box containing 3. Gene Ontology annotation, molecular function: protein binding. NCBI's taxonomy places the organism in Eukaryota, Metazoa, Chordata, Mammalia, Pholidota, Manidae. Gene Ontology annotation, biological process: intracellular signal transduction. The record is from RefSeq and is a predicted model, not a curated record.